AGGUCGCGAGUCAACUAAAUUCAUGUUCUUUUUGGUUUAUACAGUCCCCGUGCAAAGGUAGGUUACGAAAUUGUCUCCGGCACAAAUUCGAAAUUACCGCCUUUUUCAAAUGUUCACACGUGCUGCUUGUAUAACCGCCAAUCGGAUCUUAAAUUUGAAGAACGUGAAACAACUAGUUCAUCAGACCGCAGCGACCAUGAGUGGAACUGGAAAUUCGACAUUGUUAACAUCAAACUUAUGGGAUUCUGAUCCCGAGCUGUUCAGUCUUAUACAGAAGGAAAAGCAUAGACAACAGGCUGGUCUGGAAUUGAUCGCAUCGGAAAACUUUACAUCGCUAUCGGUGUUGCAGUGUCUUAGCUCCUGUCUCCAUAACAAGUACUCCGAAGGUCUUCCGGGAGAACGGUAUGAAACCAUCUUUAUUACUUCAUUUAGUUUAAGGUGGAUCAAUAAGGUCCCGUUCUGGUAUGUUGUGCUCACCCUGUACAUUAUGAUACCUUACAUGAGAAUGUCAAAAUCUCCUGUGCCUAAAUUUUUCAAAUGUAGCCUCGUUUUAAAAUGAAGUUAACGAUCACUAACAAAUUUAAAGGACUAAUCCUUUUUGAGUACAAAUUUUAGAGAAAAAACAUAACCUCUACACUGUACAUACAGGUUUGUACCUAAUCUACAAUACAGGGUGCCUCAUUUAUUUAGUCUAUUUGUUCUCAUUUGUCAGUACCUAAUAAUUUCUAGCUUCAUUUAGAGAAUAAAUAUGUGGCACGCUCACAAAUGUAUUUAUAACUUACCCUGUCAGUCUAGUCUAGUGACUAGGAAUUUUUUACCCAUGACGUACGUAAAUACUCCCCCCUCCCUUCUCCAAAAUAACAGUUCGUUACACAUAUUUGUUGAAUCAUGCCCCACCUGCCACAUACAUCUAAUUAAAAUUCGACAAAUGGACAAAUUAACAUUUUUAAAAAAUGAAUUUUUUUAUGAUGCUUGCUAAAUAGCGAUUUCAAUGGUUUUAUGAAUAUCAGAAAUUUUCUUGAAUUUUUAGUUUUUUUAAUUUUCGGAAUUUGAAAUUUUUUAAAGUUUCAACAUU
Photinus pyralis (common eastern firefly) is the source of this 1075-nucleotide messenger RNA. Its product is annotated as serine hydroxymethyltransferase, mitochondrial-like. Gene Ontology annotation, biological process: L-serine catabolic process; purine nucleobase biosynthetic process; tetrahydrofolate interconversion. Gene Ontology annotation, cellular component: cytosol; nucleus; cytoplasm. Gene Ontology annotation, molecular function: mRNA regulatory element binding translation repressor activity; zinc ion binding; cobalt ion binding. Lineage: Eukaryota; Metazoa; Arthropoda; Insecta; Coleoptera; Lampyridae. The transcript is spliced from 2 exons. Bases 110 to 559 code for a protein of 149 amino acids. The record is from RefSeq and is a predicted model, not a curated record.